AUGGAACUUACUCACAUCUUAGCUGCAAACUUCGCCCUUCUCCUAUUUCUCUAUGCUCUCUUUCAUAUUGCAUGGACAUCCAUCACUCACCGCACGAACAAAAGACUCCCACCAGAAGCCGGUGGUGCUUUGCCAGUGAUAGGCCACCUCCAUAAACUAAGCACAACCGAGCCAACCCACAAAACCUUGGCCAAAAUGGCCGACGCCUACGGACCAAUCUUCACCAUAAGAUUAGGCAUGAGUAGAGCCCUUAUCGUGAGCAAUUGGGAAAUAGUGCGAGAGUGCUUUACCACAAACGACAGAAUCUUCGCUUCCCGCUCAAAAACUCUUGCCUCAAAGCUACUCGCCUACAACUACGCAGCGGUGGGGGUUAGCUCCUACGGUCCAUAUUGGCGCCAUGUACGCAAAAUAACCACGCUUAAGCUCCUCACGAACCACCGCCUCGAGCAGCUCCAACACAUUAGAAUAUCCGAGGUUCAAAGUUCAAUCAAGAAACUACAUGAAUUAUGUGCCGACAAGGGAUCAAAUGGGAAAGUGUUGGUGGAGAUGAAGACGUGGUUUGGGGACCUAACUUUGAAUACAAUAUUCAAGAUGGUGGUGGGAAAGCGAUUCAGCACUGAUUUUGAAGGCAGUGAUGCGGCGCAGUGUAGAGAGGCGUUGAGGGAUUUUCUUGAGCUGUUUGGGGUAUUUGUUCCUUCAGAUUCGUUCCCAUUUCUAAGUUGGUUGGAUGUUGGAGGGUAUAAGAAGGCCAUGAAGAGGACGGCGAAGGUGCUGGACGAGAUGCUUGCUAAAUGGGUCGAAGAGCAUCGAGAAAAGAAGAAGAAUUUGGGUGAAGGUGGAGUGAUCACAAUGGAGCAUGACUUCAUGGAUGGGAUGCUCUCUACUAUCAACGGUGCCGGAGAGUUGGCUGGUUUUGAUGUCGAUACGGUCACCAAAGCCACUUGUUUGACCGUACUAUUGGGUGGAGGUGAUAGUACAUUGAUAACUAUGACAUGGGCUCUUUCUCUACUCCUCAACAACGAAGAGGCACUGAAGAAAGCUCAACUUGAAUUAGAUGAAAAAGUCGGAAGAUCGAGACAAGUGAAAGAAUCUGAUGUCAACAAUUUACCAUAUCUCCAAGCUAUUGUGAAGGAGACGUUGCGUUUGUAUCCUGUAAUGCCGUUGUUGUUAUCUCAUGAAUCUGUAGAAGAUUGUACGGUUUCAGGCUAUCAUAUUCCUGCAAAGACACGUCUAAUAGUGAAUGUUCAAAAGCUACAAUUAGACCCAAAUGUCUGGGAGAAUCCUUCUGAAUUUCGACCAGAAAGGUUUUUAACGAACCACACAAAGUUUGAUAUGAGAGGACAAAAUAUGCAACUAAUGCCUUUUGGAAGUGGCCGAAGGAUGUGUCCUGGAAUCUCGUUUGCCCUUCAACUUAUACAUUUUGCUCUUGCAAGUCUACUUCAUGAAUUUGAAAUUGGUAGGCCAUCAGAAGAAUUACUUACUAUGGAAGAGGGAUUUGGAUUAACUCUUCCACGAAAAACUCCAUUGGAAGUUGUUUUACGUCCACGCCUUUCUAAUGAAGUUUACGAAUAAUUUUGAAAUUAAGUUGAGGACAACAAAUGAAACUAUUUGUAAAAGUAUGGUGUAAUGUGAUUAUUAUCCUAAAGUGUAUAGGUAAAAUAAGU
Molecule: messenger RNA, 1664 nt
Organism: Cucurbita pepo subsp. pepo (vegetable marrow)
Lineage: Eukaryota; Viridiplantae; Streptophyta; Magnoliopsida; Cucurbitales; Cucurbitaceae
Source: RefSeq, a predicted model, not a curated record